UUUCCAUGUAAACAAACAUGGCGCCUCGCAUGAGAGAAAUCCAUUUGUAGUUGUGGAACAUGUCUCCAAAUGGAGGACAAGCGUUGCCGGUUCGGUACUUCUGCACGGCCGCUAGUGGGAUGGAGCGGUUCUUGGUGGACGAAGUGAAGAAAAAGCUCCAAGCUGAAGAGGUGUGCCCACUGGCAGGGAAGGUUCUCUUCAGCUCCCGCGCCAAGGUCACCAGCAUCGUGCAACUGAAGUCUGCAGAGAGAAUCUUCCUGCUGGUGAAACAUGAUCCACCUUUCACGCUGGCGGCCCAGACCAACCCAGGCUGCGCAGCCUCGGCUCUGAAGAGCAGACUGUUGGCAGAUCCGGAGCCGUGGAGGACUGCCGCGGUGACCUGGAGAGUCCUGCAGAGGCAGCUGUCGGGUCCUCAUCGGAAAGUCACAUCGCUGAAGGAGGAGCUCUUGAGCUGGGGUGAAGCUCAGAGGCUGGAGACAUGUGCUGAAGUGAGAGGAGUCUUCAGAGGUGAAGAUGAUGAGCCUGGGAGGAAGAGGAAGAGGAGAGAUGGGCUGGACAAUGAGAGGAACAAGAAGGAGAAGAGCAGUGACAAAGAUUCGGAACAUUCCGCUCCAGGACGACUGGUGGGCGGCUGCACUGAGGACUCUCUAGAAUUGAAGGCGAGUGAGAGCGAGGACCAGACGCCGCAGCAGUCAGAUGAAGUGUCCUUCAGGAUCAGCUGCAAAUGUUCUGGAGCCUUGUCCAGAUGCCUCAGUGUUCAGGAGAUCAGCCGGGCUCUAGGCUGCGGACUGAGCCGGGCUCUGGACUGGAAGGUGGAUCUGAAGAAUCCUCAGCUGGAGGUCAGCGUGUACCUGAGUGAUGACCUCUGCCUGCUUGGGAUCCCUCUGACCCGGCUGCCUCUUGCCAGUCGGAGCUACAUGAGAACCACGGGGCUCAGGUCUACGGUGGCCUGGGCCAUGGGCUCUCUGGCAGCCAUACAGCCGGGUUUUUGGGUGAUCGACCCGAUGUGUGGCGUGGGGACACUUUUGAUUGAAGGAGCUCAGGAACACCAGGAUGUCCACUUCCUGGGUGUGGACAUAGACGACGGUCAGCUGCUGAAGGCCAGCGAGAACCUGGCAUUCGCAGAUUUUGGAAACAGGAUACAUCUGCUGAAAGCUUCGUCCAUGGCUCUUCCUCUGUCCAGCUGCAGCGUAGACGCUGUCAUCUGUGACCUGCCAUUCGGCAGGAAGUUCGGCACCAAGACCAGCAUGAUGGCCGACCUGCCUCUGAUUCUUGGUGAGAUGGAAAGGAUUCUCCGUGUCGGUGGGCGCCUGGUUCUGCUCCUGACUCCUCAGCUGUCCUGCCUCCUGAAGAAACUGUUGACUCCUCAAGUCUCUGGACCACCAUCGCAGCUGGACCCCCGGGGCUCCUGGUCUGUGCAGGACACAGAGCAAGCAACUGGGCUACAGCCCCUCUCCCGACUGAAGCACCAGGAGACUCACAGAGUCAGCCUGGGCGCCAUAGACGGACUCAUUCAUACAUACCUCAAGACUGAACCUGAUCUGUGAAUUCAGGUGGAAGGUGAAGCAACACUGUUUAUGGAUGAAAAUGUUUUUUAAUCUUUGUUUUGAUAUUUUCAACCAACUACACGGAAGGAAAAGUAAAUGGGCAUCAUUAUUUGUAAGAAAAGGAAUAAAAGCUGGUAUGAACCCAUUCAUUUUUGCUGUGGCACGUGGAGAUUCGUGGAUCCCAGCCAGAAAAUAAUUGUAUGAGGCCACUUCUGAUCCGUGGAAAGCAUCUUCACGAAGACGGCAGCUGAAGUGGAACUGGUGAGCAAGUCAAAGGGAUCAAGAGUGAGUGUUGCUGAAUUGACAGGCUUUACCCUCUCAACCUGCUGGAGCUCAAGCGUCAACUUGCGCCACCUCGGCGUGUCACCACCCUCAUCAGCCAUCUGCCAGUGUUGGAGCCAGGCU
Messenger RNA from Synchiropus splendidus (mandarinfish), 1952 nucleotides. RefSeq names its product THUMP domain containing 2 (gene thumpd2). NCBI's taxonomy places the organism in Eukaryota, Metazoa, Chordata, Actinopteri, Syngnathiformes, Callionymidae. The transcript is spliced from 11 exons. Gene Ontology annotation, biological process: tRNA methylation. Gene Ontology annotation, molecular function: tRNA (guanine) methyltransferase activity; RNA binding. The record is from RefSeq and is a predicted model, not a curated record. The coding region runs from base 60 to 1547 and encodes 495 amino acids.